Cladocopium goreaui is the source of this 3264-nucleotide messenger RNA. The record is from the annotation of a GenBank genome assembly. Lineage: Eukaryota; Dinophyceae; Suessiales; Symbiodiniaceae.
AUGAAAUACAUUGUUGGAUUUUGGGGUGAUCGGCAAAACCCUGUAGGAUACUCCAGUGGAUCAGCAGGUGGUUCAGUUCUAGGUGAUGCUGUCCACAAUCCCCCGGAUUCAAAAGAGCUCCGUGAGCCCUCUCCUAGCCUCACAGGUCCACCUCAGCCACCUCCCAAAGAGCCUGCCCAGCAACUUCCGGAGUCUGCGUUGUCUGCAAGUGCCUUGGAGUCGGAGAUGAAAGCCCGAAUGGACAAACAUGCAAAGGCCCUAGAGAAAGCCAUGACAGAUGACUUUUUGGAAAUGAAACGCAAAGCCGAAGCUGAACUUGAGACAGAAAUGGAGCAAAAACGAGCGAAACGGAUGCAAGAGCUAGAUGAGGAAAUGGAAGAAAAAAAGCGGAUGAAAGAAGCAGCACUGGAAAGUAUGGAGAUGCAGCUGCAAACUAGGAUGCAACUAGUAGCUGAUGAACAAAUGUUGCUGGAUGACCUGAAAGAAAAGUCAAAAAACAUGCAGAGAAAGAUUGAGGAAGAAGCCAGCAGGAUGACGACAGCCUCAGCGCAGAAAACAACAGAGGACCCCAAGACAGCCAUGAAAGAAAGGUUGAAAGAGAAACUGCAGGAAAAGGCUGCACUUGCAACACCGCCCCCGUCUGGGGCCGUUCAGAAGUCCCCUCCCUCAGCUGACUCAGUUUCAGCCGCCCCGGAAUCAGCCAAAGGGACACCUCCCAAUGUGGCGAUUGUGCCAAUGACAGACAUGCGUUUUACCUCAUCGACGCAUCCUGCAGCUUGGCAGUUCCUUUACCGCCUAACUAAGAGGGAGGACCAGUGUGAAAAGGAGAUCUAUGAUGCCUGGCAUGCAGGUGGCCCAAAGCGUGAUCACCUACUUCGUGACUUUGUCUGCCGCUGCUACAGUCCUGUUGACGACUUUUCCAAGAACAAGGCCAAGUUACAAGCUUUGGUGACACUGCGGAACACAGCGAAGUCCUGGCGCCGCAAUUUGCAGGGCUACUCUUGGCAUACAGAAGAUGAGAUGAAAACCUUGGGGUGGUCACAGGCCAAAAUGGAAGGGGCGGUCAAAUACUGCACCAAGCGCAAGCUCACCAAGAAGUGCAUCUACGACACCAGUGCUGUGAAGUACUUGGUCCAGGUCAAGGAUGACGUGGAGGCUGGUGAUGAGAAACUUAGGGAGUUGGAACAGGAGAUGAAAGAGUCCGGUGUGUUUGACACUGACUUCAGUUUGGGAGACAUCCUCGUGGAUGACGAUGAGUCAGAGACAAACCCAGCGGAGAUCAACAAAGCCAAGAAAAAACUAACCGACUUUCCGGUGGUGGAAGGUGAGGAAACCAUAGUUGAGUAUGUGGGGCAGUACAAGAAAGCUUGCUUGGCCAAAAAAGCGUUGCUCAAAGCAACCCGUGAGCGCCUUGAGAAGGAUCAGGCGAAAGGUAAGCUGUCCUCCCUCUACCAGGAACUUGGGCAGAUUGAGAUCAGCCCCAGCGGUCGUGAGAAUCUUGCGAAGACGUUUUAUUCCAAACCGAUCCCCAAGAACAAGGCGAAAGCCAAGGCUGUGGCUUCUGAAAAUCAGAAGCUGGAUGAGAGUUGUGACUAUGACGCUGCUGAACCAGUUCCUGCAGUAGUGGCUGAUGUCUUGAAGACUUAUGUUGCAAACUCAGCUGAAGCUGCCAUCAAACAGGCGAAAGGUGCUGGUGAUCUAGCUAUUUGGUCGAAGGAGAAAAUCCUUUUACAGGGUGUGGGCAAUGUCCAUCCUGCGCAGAAACGACGGAGGAAAAGGAUGAGAUACGAAGUGAAGCAUCCAAUGCUGAAGAUUUUUGACAUGGCUCAGUUCUUGCUAAACUCGGCAUAUUCUGAGAAACUUCUGAAUCGACCAGUGUCGGAUGUUGCUGGUUGGACAAAUGAGUUAGCUGAAUUUUGGAGAAAGUGGAAGGCAAUUGAGCCGCACCACGCAGUUUACAAGGACCAUGCUCAUGAUUUGGAUCAUUGCAUACCCUGUAUGUUGCAUGGUGACGAGGGUACUGGCCACAGGAGAAAACCGCUUCUUCAACUUUCCUGGGGUUCCAUGUUGCGCAUCGGCAAGUCUUCACUAGAGCGGAUGUUUCUCAUAACUAGCUGUGCUCACAAGAUGUACAGUCGAUACAACAAGGGUUCCGAAGCGGGGAACAUUGUGAUUGACAAGUUGUUGGAGGAAACUGCUAAGUCUGCUCUGAAAGCCUAUGCUGGUGGAAUUGAGACCCGUUCUGGCCACACUUUUUUCCUGGUAUUUCUGGGGCUUGCUGGAGAUCAUCCAUUUCAAACAAAAGCUUAUCGUGCAGUUCGUAGCCAUUUGAAAGUUGAUGUUUGCCCUCACUGCCAUGCAAACACUUACAGUGUCCCUUUUGAGGAAAUGGGACCAGGGGCUUUGUGGCGCACAAGUGUGUUCCAAUCAGUGCCUUGGAGGAGGGAUGUGACCCCACCGCUUUCAUCAAUCCCUGGUGCGCAACAUCCAGCCUUUAUUCGAUUUGACCUGAUGCAUAUGUUGCCUCAUGGUUGUGCAAGGAAUUUUGUGGCAUCUGUCAUAUGUAUGAUGGCAGGACCUAUGAAUAUCUUUUUGCCUCAGGAUGGGGGGCAAUCUCGAAACAGCAAGGAAAGUCGACUCGAGGAAGCCUAUUCGCACUUCCAAAGUUGGUUGGACUGCACUGGGGGCCAUGUUCGAGACAUGAAAGAAUUUACUGCAGACAAUUUAGGCUGGCAGCAGAACAGGUCAUACCCAGAAAUGACUUGCAAGGCCUCUGACUGCAAUCUCCUUAUCAAGUGGCUCAUUGAUUUUUUGACAAGCAUACCGUUUGCUCAGAACUGGAUUUUGGAUACUACUCUUACUGGCCUUCAAGGGGCUGAUGAGUUCAUGCGCUUGGCCUACACUGGAGAUAGAGUUUUCUGGAACCCUGACAGGCAAAGGCGUGGCAAAGCAUACGUGGGAAUGUUUUUGCAUGCCUAUACGCAGCUGCAGAUUUACUGGCAUGGCGAGGGCUGGACACUUUUCAAGAUUGUUCCUAAAUCGCAUUUUACGGCGCAUUGGCAUGAAGCACUGGCAGAAUGUUUGCGGGUUCAACAAGAGUGGGCUAUAAGCCCAGGAGCUUUCUCGACACCGAUUCUUGAAGAUUUCAUUGGUGUUGUGUCUAGGAUUGGCAGAACAGCUCACCCCAGCAGUGUUGCAAGGACUACCAUUCAUAAGUACUUGGUCCAACUUCGCAGGGAAUGGUCAACUCGCAGGUGCGCUUAG